AUGGCAGAACUGCAGGCUGAGCCCUGCAGCCUCACUGAUGAGGCCGUCCUCAGUUACUGCUGUAACAGGGACCUGAGCACCAAGGAUUUUCUGUCACAGCAGACCAUGCUGAGAAGUCAGGAUCUUACAAAGUCUUUGGAUUUUUAUACUCAAGUCCUCAGAGUGUCGUUACUCCAAAAAUUCCAUUUUCCUACUGUGAAAUUUUCACUUUAUUUCUUGGCUUAUGAAGAUAAAAAUGAUAUUCCCCAAAAUGAGGAUGAAAAAGUAGCAUGGGUAUUCUCCAGAAAAGCCACACUUGAACUGACACACAAUUGGAGUAUUGAAGAUGAUAAGACCCAGAAUUACCACAAUGACAGUUCAGACCCUCGAGGAUUUGGUAACGCUGGAAUUGCUGUCCUGGAUGUACAUGGUGCUUGUGCAAGAUUUGAACAGUUAGGCGUCAAAUUUGUCAAGAAAUCUGAUGAUGGAUUUAUUUAAGAUCCUGAUGGCUACUGGGUUAAAAUUUUGAAUCCUAACAGAAUGGCAACUAUUAUUUAG
Messenger RNA from Tupaia belangeri chinensis (Chinese tree shrew), 537 nucleotides. Its product is annotated as lactoylglutathione lyase-like. NCBI's taxonomy places the organism in Eukaryota, Metazoa, Chordata, Mammalia, Scandentia, Tupaiidae. Gene Ontology annotation, molecular function: metal ion binding; lactoylglutathione lyase activity. The record is from RefSeq and is a predicted model, not a curated record.